AUGGCCUCCUCCUCUGGGGUAGGGUCGUAUUCGAACCCGCUAAAGAAGUUCAAGUUGGUAUUCUUGGGUGAACAAAGCGUUGGAAAAACAUCCCUUAUCACCCGAUUCAUGUACGACUCCUUCGACAACACAUACCAGGCCACCAUCGGUAUCGAUUUCUUGUCCAAGACUAUGUACCUUGAAGACCGAACUGUGCGCCUUCAACUUUGGGAUACCGCCGGCCAAGAACGUUUCCGCUCCCUGAUUCCUUCCUAUAUCCGAGACUCCAGUGUCGCCGUGGUCGUCUACGAUAUUUCGAAUGCCAAAUCCUUCCAAAACACUCGCAAAUGGAUCGAUGAUGUGCGCGGAGAGCGUGGAAAUGAUGUGAUCAUCGUUCUUGUGGGCAACAAAACCGAUUUAAAUGAUAAGCGCGAAGUCACAACCGCGCAAGGUGAGGAGGAAGCGAAGAAGAACGGCCUGAUGUUCAUCGAGACCAGUGCCAAGGUCGGACACAAUGUGAAGCAACUAUUCAGGCGGAUUGCCCAGGCGUUGCCAGGUAUGGAGGGUGAAGCCAAACAGGGCGAGAGCCAGAUGAUCGACGUCAACAUCCACCCGAAGGAGACCACCACCAACGACGGCUGUGCCUGUUAA
Molecule: messenger RNA, 630 nt
Organism: Penicillium waksmanii
Lineage: Eukaryota; Fungi; Ascomycota; Eurotiomycetes; Eurotiales; Aspergillaceae
Product: Rab family GTPase YPT6
Exons: 5
Coding region: 1-630 (209 amino acids)
Molecular function (GO): GTP binding; GTPase activity
Source: RefSeq, a predicted model, not a curated record